CGGAUAUACCUUAACCCGGUACGAUCGAAACGGUACUUUGACAGCCAAACUGACAUGAGUUACGGUUAGUUUCACUAGUUACCUUUUCGCAGUGCUCGCUUUGCGAAACGUAUCUGAAAAGCCACACACCAAUGAAACGUCUCAGCGGAGCGGUUGCGGUGGAGGGAAUGUAUCAGCUCCCGACAGUCAGUCUGGUCCUGCAGACCAUCUCCAGAGUGAUAACACCAAGAUCCCUGAGCACAACUCCAGCACCCCAGUGACAGAACCAGUGUUUCCAGUAACCCCAGCAGUGGCUCAUCAACAGACACCAUGUCAGAGCUGGAGGACUACGCCCCUCCAAGGGUGGGGCCCGACCCGGCCAGGAUCCAACAGAACCUGUUGGAGGAGCAGGUGGAGCUCUGGUGGUUCCGUGAGCCCAGGAAGGCCCUUCUGUGCGACUGCGUCUCGGUGCUGCUGAUUCUGGGCUGCGGACUGGGUGGCAUCGUUCUCCUCUCCACCACCACCAGUCUGUCCAGUGAAUGGCGUCUGGGAACAGGCUCGGCUCUGUGUCUCCUGGCCUUAGCCAUCCUCCUCAAACAACUCAUGAGCUCCGCCGUGCAGGACAUGAACUGCGUCCGCAGCCGCAGACGCAUCGACAUGCUCAAGAGCGGCGGGCUCUCGGACGUUCUGGUGGUUCUUCUGACCGGGGUCUCCCUGCUCAUCUGCGGGGCGGUUCUUCUGCACGUGUCCCUGACGUACCACAUGCCCAAACCGGGCCAGGCCUUGAAUGACAUGUAUAUCUCUGGGGUUGUGCUGCUGGUGGGAGGGGGGGUGACGGUGUCAGGGGUGGGGCUGUAUUCAGCUGUGGUGUUCCUCCUGGAGAUGACGGGACAGGGACAGAGGCUCCGAGAGAGGGCGAUCGGAAUAUUCACCAUCUCGGGGCGCAUGCGGCCGGCCAGGAGAGAGACCACCUCCAGUUUGGCCCACCUUAUCUGACACUGAGGUGUACGUCAGAAAAAGUCACAUGAGAACAUGAUCAAAAGAACUCUUAGAGGGUUCUGUUCUGAAAUCAGCACUGAGAAAGAGAGUGGCAAUCCGAACAUAACAUGGACAUAGAUUUCCAAGUAGCAUUUUCUCUGUAUUUCACAACACUCCUUCCGAUCCCAUAAAACACAGCCAGUUUGACAGGGUUGGGGAUCAUGACAGGGGACUCUACACGUGGCAGGAACCACAGCUGAGCGCCGAGUUUGACUCAAUAGACAUCAAAUCAGAGUGAUUGUACGUUUAGUUAAAACACAAGUGUUGAUGUGUAGCUGCUGAUAUUUCAACCAAAAACAAAAAAGAAAAAAAAAAAAAGAACUGAAAGAGAUUUACAGCCAAGUACAUGUGCAAUACUCCAGCAGAGGAAGGAGAACUUCAGCACGAAAGCUGAUCAGAUCUAAAUGAGCAGAAGAGCAAAUUUUUUAUAACGAUGUAAAAACUGCGACCUUUGUCUCUCUCAGAUGCUGACUGACAGCCUCUGUUCUACACGUUGGGAUUGGUAUUUGUGGGAGAAGCAGUGCGUCUGUUUGGUGGUAUAUUUGUGGGAGAAGCAGUGCGUCUGUUUGGUGGUAUGGGGCAUGCUUACAGUGGGGUGGCUGUGGAUUUGUACUUCGACCUCACUAUGUCUGUAAACAGUCCCCACAGUCGACCAAAUAAAGAUAAGCAUCAGCAGAUGCAGAGGAGCUGAACAGGUCUGAGUACAGGUGACAGCCUGAAUCAGAGAGACAGAGAGAGAGAGAGAGAGAGAGAGAGAGCAUGAAAACAAAUGAAUGUACGGACUCCAGAGACAGUUCUUCUCUUAAUUCUUCAUUUUUCCAUUCAGGUGUA
Chanos chanos (milkfish) is the source of this 1848-nucleotide messenger RNA. It is a transcript of the gene tmem125a, whose product is annotated as transmembrane protein 125a. The transcript is spliced from 2 exons. The coding region runs from base 310 to 975 and encodes 221 amino acids. NCBI's taxonomy places the organism in Eukaryota, Metazoa, Chordata, Actinopteri, Gonorynchiformes, Chanidae. The record is from RefSeq and is a predicted model, not a curated record.